GACAACUAGAGGAUGAAUUGCCAUGGAUAUGUUUGUGUCUGUAUGUACGUGAAAAUUCAGCUUACCCUUCUCUCCUCUCCGCAGUUUAUCACUAUCAGUUUAAAAUCCAUUUCAUCCACGAGUUCCAAGAACGACAAAUUGAUCCAACAUUCACCAUCUCUCUGACUGGCAACAAAGAUGACGUUGAAAAUCUCUCCAUCACUUUAAUUGAAGGCAUCACUCGAAAUAAAACCUACACCUUUCUUGUUCCUCUGGAUAUUGAUAUUGGGGAGCUGAUGAUGAUCAAACUGAAGUGGGAAGGAACUGCCAUCUGGGAGAACAUCUGGGACACUGUCCAAACCAUUAUCCCUUGGAGAAAGGGAGACCGUCGGCCAGGACUUAUUGUGAGGUCCAUACGAGUCAAGGCAGGAGAAACUCAGCAGAAAAUGACAUUCUGUUCUCAACGUGUGGAUAAUUUGCACCUCUAUCCAGGUCAUGAGAAAAUGUUUGUGAGAUGCGAAGUCAGUUCCCAACAGCUGCAGUGAGGGUAGGGAUGAUAAGCAAGAAUUUGAAAAAGCUGCCAAGGCCCGGAAGAGGUGCUUCUCACCUUUAUCUUUCUUUUCCUUAGAAAAAGAAAAGAAAAAAGAAACACCUUUGUAUUAUUAUUAUUUUUUUUGUACAAACGUGUGCAACAUGAAAAAUGUGAUGGACCAGGAAGUACUGUAAACGAUGUAUGUCCAAGGCUUGAUUGAUUAAACAAAUAAAAAGUGAAUAAAAAGUGAAAACUA
Molecule: messenger RNA, 767 nt
Organism: Python bivittatus (Burmese python)
Lineage: Eukaryota; Metazoa; Chordata; Lepidosauria; Squamata; Pythonidae
Source: RefSeq, a predicted model, not a curated record